This is a messenger RNA of Schizosaccharomyces cryophilus OY26, 2151 nucleotides long. Its product is annotated as succinate dehydrogenase Sdh1. Gene Ontology annotation, biological process: mitochondrial electron transport, succinate to ubiquinone; tricarboxylic acid cycle. The record is from RefSeq and is a predicted model, not a curated record. The transcript has 2 exons. Gene Ontology annotation, molecular function: electron transfer activity; flavin adenine dinucleotide binding; succinate dehydrogenase (quinone) activity. NCBI's taxonomy places the organism in Eukaryota, Fungi, Ascomycota, Schizosaccharomycetes, Schizosaccharomycetales, Schizosaccharomycetaceae. The coding region runs from base 15 to 1940 and encodes 641 amino acids.
UCCCCCUCUAAAGAAUGCAUCGAUUUCAAACGAUAAAAACGGCGAUAAAAAAAGGUGGAAAUACAAGAUUAUUUUCAACAAAUGUUUGUUUAAGAAAGAUCCAGUCUACUCAGCCUCUACGUGCUAAACAAUCCUCUACCCCCGAACAAGUCAAGUAUCCGAUUGUCGACCACACUUAUGAUGCAAUCGUUGUAGGUGCAGGAGGUGCGGGUCUUCGUGCUACUUUUGGAUUAGCUGAAGCAGGAUUCAGUACAGCUUGUAUAACCAAAUUGUUUCCUACCAGAUCCCACACCGUCGCAGCUCAAGGUGGUAUUAAUGCCGCUUUAGGUAAUAUGACCAAGGAUGAUUGGCGUUGGCAUUUUUACGACACUGUUAAAGGCUCAGAUUGGCUUGGUGAUCAGGAUGCUAUUCAUUACAUGACUAAAGAAGCACCAGAAGCUGUUUUGGAGUUAGAACAUUUUGGUGUUCCUUUUUCUAGAACUAAAGACGGAAAAAUCUAUCAACGUGCUUUCGGUGGUCAAUCUUUGGAAUACGGAAAAGGUGGUCAAGCUUAUCGUUGCGCUGCUGUUGCUGACCGUACCGGGCACUCACUUCUUCACACUCUUUACGGACAAUCUCUUCGUCAUAACACCAACUUCUUUAUUGAGUACUUUGCCAUGGAUUUACUCAUGGAAGGUGAUGAAUGCCGUGGUGUCAUUGCUAUGAACCUUGAAGAUGGUAGCAUUCACCGUUUUAGAGCUCACAAAACCGUUCUAGCUACUGGUGGUUAUGGUCGUUCCUAUUUCUCUUGUACCUCUGCCCACACCUGCACUGGUGAUGGCAAUGCUAUGGUUUCUCGUGCCGGACUUCCUUUACAAGAUCUUGAAUUCGUCCAAUUCCAUCCCACAGGUAUUUACGGUGCUGGAUGCUUGAUCACUGAAGGUAGCCGUGGUGAAGGUGGUUUUUUGCUUAACAGCAAAGGUGAACGAUUCAUGGAACGAUAUGCUCCUACCGCUAAAGACCUUGCUUCUCGUGAUGUUGUUUGUCGUUCAAUGACUCUUGAAAUUCGUGAAGGUCGCGGUGUUGGCCCUGAAAAGGACCAUAUCUACUUACAACUUUCACAUCUCCCAGCUGAGAUCUUGAAGGAACGUCUUCCUGGUAUUUCCGAGACUGCCGCUAUUUUUGCUGGUGUUGAUGUUACUAAAGAGCCUAUUCCUGUCUUACCAACCGUUCACUAUAACAUGGGAGGAAUUCCCACCCGCUAUACUGGUGAGGUCCUUACAAUUGACGAGAAUGGAAAUGAUAAAGUUGUACCUGGUUUGUACGCUGCUGGUGAAGCUGCUUGCGUUUCAGUACAUGGUGGAAACCGAUUAGGCGCAAACUCUUUGCUUGACAUUGUUGUUUUUGGAAGAGCUUGUGCUUUACACAUCAAGGAUACUUUGGAGCCAAAUACUCCACACAAGCCCCUAGCUGCCGAUGCUGGCCUUGAAUCCUUGGAUUUCCUUGAUAAGGUCCGUACUUCACAAGGUCCCAUACAUACUAGUGAAAUUCGCCUCAAUAUGCAAAAAUCAAUGCAGAGAGACGUUUCUGUCUUCCGUACUGAACAAACUCUUGAAGAAGGUGUUAGAAACAUCGAAAAGGUUGACAAUACUUAUAGUGAACUGGGUAUUAAAGAUCGUGGUUUAAUUUGGAAUACUGAUUUAAUCGAAGCAUUGGAAUUGCGUAACCUUUUGACAUGUGCUGUUCAAACUGCCCAUGCAGCUUUGAAUCGUAAAGAAUCUCGUGGUGCCCAUGCUCGUGAAGAUUAUCCCGAAAGAGAUGAUGGAAAAUGGAUUAAGCAUACAUUAACCUGGCAAAAAAAUACGACUGACCCUGUUACCUUGAAAUACCGUGGUGUCGUCAAUACUACAAUGGAUGAAAACGAAGUUAAAGCUAUUCCUCCAUUUAAGCGUGUCUAUUAAGCGGCUUUUUUCCAGGAGAAUCAAUUGGAUUUAUCUAGUUAUUGAUAGUAUAAUUUUAAGUGUUCACCUGCUAUGAAAUCGAAAAUGUGAUUUAUGAUUCUUAUUUGAUUUGCUGGCGAUAAUCUGUAUAUCUUCAUUAGGGCAUUGAGUAGCAAGUAUAUAUAUGUAUCUAAAAGAAUAAGAAACAUAAAUGAUUUUGUAAACAAUUCAC